Messenger RNA from Musa acuminata subsp. malaccensis (wild Malaysian banana), 1713 nucleotides. Its product is annotated as aldehyde oxidase GLOX1-like. NCBI's taxonomy places the organism in Eukaryota, Viridiplantae, Streptophyta, Magnoliopsida, Zingiberales, Musaceae. The record is from RefSeq and is a predicted model, not a curated record.
AUGGAGACGACGACGACUCCUUUACUUCGCGUUCUCGUUCUCGUUCUCUUCCUCUUCGAUUCCGCUGUCGCCCAGCCCUUCCUCUUCGACCCCAUCAACCCGCUGCUGAAUGCUGGCCCGGCGCAGAAGAAGCCCAACUAUGAGACCUCGUUCACCGGUAUCUGGGAACUCAUCCGCAACAGCUCCGGCGUGUCGGCCAUGCACCUGGUCAUCACCAAGGAGAACAAGGCCAUCCUCUUUGACUCCACCAACUCCGGCCCCUCCCUGCUCCCACUGCCGGCCGGAAAUUGCCGCCCCGAUCCCACCAACAAGACCAACGGCGAGGACUGCUGGGCGCACGCCGCGGAAUACGACUUCGUGGCCGACCAGCUCCGGCCGCUCAAGGUGUUGACGAACACUUGGUGCUCGUCGGGAGGAUUCGCCGCCGAUGGGACGCUGGUGCAGUCCGGUGGGUUCCAUGAAGGAGCCACUGCGGUCCGGUACCUCAAGACUUGCCCGAUGUGUGAUUGGAUCGAGUACCCGGCUGCUCUCUCUGUCAACAGAUGGUACGCCACCCAACAGAUCCUGCCCGACGGCAGCUUCAUCGUGGUCGGUGGGCGCCGCGAGUUCAGCUACGAGUUCAUCCCCGCCCCCGGUCAAUCCAACCCCUCCAACUACAAGCUCCCGUUUCUCAUCGAGACCACCGACGACGAGGAGAACAACCUGUAUCCCUUUCUCCACCUAUCGACCGAUGGCAACCUCUUCAUCUUCGCCAACAACCGAUCGAUCCUCCUCGACCCCCGCACGCACACCAUCCUGCGUGAGUUUCCGCCCUUGAAAGACGGCUCGCACAACUACCCGGCCUCCGCCGCCUCCGCCCUCCUCCCCCUCCGCCUCCGCAGCAGCACGACCGCUCCCAUCCCCGCCGAGGUCAUCAUCUGCGGCGGUGCUUCUCACAAGUCUGCCGCGCUCGCCGCGGAAAAGGUCUUCAUUCCGGCACUCCGUCGGUGCUCCCGCCUCACCAUCACUAAGCCGAACGCGAGGUGGCACACGGAAGUCAUGCCGACGCCGCGCGUCAUGGCCGACAUGCUUCUCCUCCCCACCGCUGACGUUCUCAUCAUCAAUGGUGCGACCAAGGGCACGUCCGGGUGGGGCUGGGCCGAGUCACCGAACCUGGAGCCCCUCCUCUACCAGCCGUCAUCGAGGCGCAACGAAAGGUUCAAGACGCUAACGCCAACCACGAUCCCGAGGAUGUACCACUCGACAAGCGCGGUGCUACCCGACACCAGCAUCCUGGUCGCCGGCAGCAACCCAAACAACAGGUACAACUACACGGCACAAUACCCGACCGAGUUCAGGUUGGAGAGGUUCUACCCGCCGUACCUCGACCCUGCAUUGGCGGUCCACCGGCCGAGGAUCGUAAAGGAGCUUGCUCCGAGCAGCGUGACCUACGGAACGAGCUUCCAAGUCGUGUUCGACGUAGCAGACUUAGGGUUGGAAUCGGGGGACUUGAAGGUGACGAUGUAUGCGCCGCCGUUCACCACGCAUGGUUUCUCCAUGAACCAGAGGCUUCUGAUACUGAGUACGGUGGAGCUGUCGCCUGCUGGAUUGGGAAGGUGGACGGUUGCAGUGACUGCGCCGCCCUCAGGAGUGGUGGCGCCUCCUGGGUACUAUCUUCUGUAUGUAGUGAACCGUGCGGUGCCAGGUGAAGGGGUGUGGGUUCAGCUAAUGUAG